AGCGAAUCACCACCGGGCGACGUGUACAGCCCAUCUAGCAUCUUCCACCGCCGCCCGCCGUCCCGUCGCAUGCGGCCGACGCCGGCGCUCGCCGCCGGCAGACGGACGGUGGCGAACCUCCUCUCCGCCACGGAGUGGAUGCUACCGUCUCCGGCUAGCCAAGUCCACACCAUCUCCGUCCUUCCCUCCCAGUCACCCACCUCUCGGCACGAGUUCGCCUUCUCCAACCUCACCACAUCGCUCGGGAACGGCGGCGGUAAGGGGGUAGAGGAGGGGAGUCCUAGGUUCCACUUGGUACGCGACGACCUCCUCCACCAGCUCACCAACGGCAACAAGGCGCGCAAGCUCGACGCGCUCCUGCCCCUUCUCCGCCGCCGCGGCGCCACUGAUAUCGUUACCUGCGGGGGUUGCCAGAGCGCCCAUGCCGCAGCCGUUGCUGUUCAUUGUGCCGAACGGGGAAUCAUGUCUCAUAUACUGCUGAGAGGCGAGCAACUCGAUGUUCCCACAGGGUAUAAUCUCAUCUCUUUGAUGUUCGGCAAUGUGACAUAUGCUUCACGGUCACUGUAUGCCCAAAGAGAUGAGAUGCUUUAUGAACAUGCCACAAAGAUUGCAGGUAGUAAUGGCACAGUGAUGUGGGCUGAUGAUAUUAUUGGAGAGGAUUUGGUUGUAGAUGAGGACACCACUUAUUAUGGAAAUUGUUUGAGAAGAGUAAUGAUUGUUAAGGAAGGGGCAGGUAGUGUUCAGGCGCUGCUAGGUGUCAUGCGGCUAGUGGACUAUCUUUCUGGUAUGAUAUUAUUUGGACAGGAUGAGAAUGUUCAUAUCGUGGUAGAUUCUGGAACAGGCACAACAGCUGUGGGGCUAGCUCUUGGAGCGGUAUGUCUAGGACUUCAGUGGAGGGUUACUGCUGUUAUGCUUGCUGACACACUUGAAAGGUAUAGACAACAAGAGAAAUCCCUUCUAUCUGAUUUUGAAAAGCUUUACCCUGGAAUUUUCCACAGAGUGGUGGAAAAUGAUACUCAUGGCAGUCUAGUUCAAUGGGUUGAGCGUUCUUCACCUAGAAGAUGGAAAAUUGCUAAAAGCAAAAAAUGAAAGCGGGCAGUUCGUACACUUGGCAAAGUAUACUUGAAGGUCUUGAGUGCUUCAAGCUUGGGUACAUUUGGCGGGUUGGAGAUGGCACACAAAUAAACAUUUGGGAAGAUAAUUGGAUCCCGGGCAGUCACAACAUGAAGAUACAAACGCCAAGAGGCAAUAAUAUAGUAACAAGAGUUGAUGAUUUAAUCAACCCUGUGGAUUCAACAUGGGAUGCUGAUCUUGUGCAGUCUAUUUUUUGGGGGGUUGAUGCAAGUCGUAUUCUGCAAAUACCAAUUACAUCAGGAAGAGAAGAUUGUGUUGCGUGGCAUUAUAAUAGAAGUGGGAUGUUUUCUGUGAAAUCAGCUUAUCACGGCCAAUGGAAGAGAACAUUUGGAGCAAGGCUCAAUAUGGCACAGGGUGGCAGUGUCAGUAAUGUUCAGGUGUGGAAAAAUUUAUGGAAACUCCAAGUGCCAGGGAAAGUGAAGAUUUUUGGAUGGAGGGCCCUACAGGGGCUCAUACCGUGUAGAGCAAUUCUAGCAAAUAAACACAUCAUUAAUGAAGGAGCUUGUCCUGUGUGUCGCAAUGGGGCAGAAGACAUCAAACACAUUAUGUUCACUUGUGAUCGAGUAAGAGCUGUGUGGAAAUCUAUAGGAGUAUGGGAAAAGAUCAAUUCUCUACUGGAGACCGAUCGGUCUGGCUCUAUUGUGCUAGAAGAGGUGAUCCGAAGGGGAGAGCAAAUACAUGGGCUGGGAAUAGUCUUUGCAGAACUCAUGCUGACGGGAGGUUGGCUCCUUUGGUGGGAAAGAAGGCAAUUUGUACACGGUGAGAACAUCCAAAGCCCAUCAAGAUCAGGCCUCUCAAUUAUUUCUUUGGCAAAGAAUUAUAAACUGGCAACAAAACAAGAAUCAAGGCUUCGUCAAGGCUGGAGGAAGCCCCCUGAGAACUUUCUGAAGCUAAAUAUCGAUGCGUCCUUUGAUGAGGAGAAAGGGUGUGGAAGCACAGGCGCAAUCAUCAGGGAUGAGUUGGGAGGUAUGGUGGCAGCGACAAACACAUAUAUUCCUCAUCUGGUGGAUGCACCAAUGGCCGAAGCAUUUGCUCUAAAGGAGGGGAUCAUGCUAGACCAACAUAUUGGAGGCAACCGUAUUAUUGUUCAGUCUGACUGCAUGGAUAUUGUUGAAAUCAUGAGAAACGGUGGGUUCACAGCUAAUUCAGCGGCUGCGAUUUAUGAUGAAAGCCAUACUGUUUGGUGCGGCUUCCAGGAGAUAUCCAUCGAGCACUGCAACAGGGAUGCAAAUCAGGUGGCGCAUGAACUAGCUAGGCGAGCAUUGUAUACAAAAGAAAACUGUAUCUGGGAUGAUGAUCCCCUAGUUUCAUCUUGGAUGCGAUGUCGAAUGAUGUAACUGCUCUCAAUUAAUAAAGCUCCGCUGUUUGUUCAAAAAAAAAAAAACUCAUCUGCAAUUUGGGAGGUGAGAGAACAUAACAUCAAAAGACCAAAAUGCCCCUAGCUGUGUAAAAGAGCAUUCUGAAGCGGCGGCGGAAGACGGUCGUGGUCUUCUCGCGGUGGUGUCGCGGACUCGCGGGCAGAGGGGUCGCGGCCUCGCGGGUGAACGGCCGGAGGCUCUGAACGAUGGUGGCGUGGUCGCGGACCGGCCGGAGGCUCCUCGCGACGGCGGCGCGGUCGCGGCUUUGCGGGCGAACGGCCGGAGGCUCCGCGCGACGGCGGCGCUGUCACGGCCUCGUGACCUCCUUGCGGGCGAAUAGGCGGAGGCUCUGCGCGGCGGGUCAGCACGGCCGUGGGCGCUGACGCGCGUGGUGUCGCGGAUGGGCGGCGGUGUCGCGGACGCGCGCGGUGGGCGCAUCAAGGCCGGCGGCCUCGCGGACACGAACGGGCGCGCAGGCUCCGCGCGAAGGCCAGCGCCGUCGUGGACACGCGUGGGAGUGCGCGCGAGCUCGGCGUGAAGGCCUGCGGCAUCCCGGAUGCGCGCGCAGCCGAGCAGGUGAAGGGCGGCGGCGUCCGUCGCAGCUCACAGGCUCCUCCACCCCAUGCGAAUGGAUAAGGUCGCAGCAGAACCAAAUGAGGCAAUGAAGCAAGGGACAUUUUAGUCUUUUUAGGUCGUGUCCUCUCAACUUUCAGAUUGCAAAAGAGUUGUUUAAUGAAGCCAAUGUGCCACACACAAAAUUUACCACUCACAGUAUUCUGCAGACUAAAUCAAGGAGGAGUGUGCAGUGCACAAAUUAACAUUUUGAGAGUAUCCUGUAGACAAAAAACCCUUUCUUUAUCAAUGAUUUUGGGCCUACUUGCCUAUGUAAUUUUUGCCUAGUUAUAACUUUUUUUAAAGUUUCAAAAAAAAUUCAACCUUUUUUACCUAACAACCAGUUGCUUACAUAGUUACCCAAGUUCAUUAAACUUUUCCUGUGAGCAGAUGCUGGUCUCGGCCUUUAUACCAUACAUUUUUUUUUCAUUUCCAGAGGGCUUUCUCUGUGUAUGAAAGGGAGAGUUAUGGAAAACUAAUUUCAGACAUUGAAGCAGAGCCCAGUGAAAAGGUACAAGCGAUGUUGAAGUCCUUUCUACACAAUUCGCAAAAAUAUCUACAAGAGGAGAAAGUAGUAGCAUAUGGUCUGGGCAUCUGCAAAAAUAUGGCAGAAACACUAGUUUCCCUGAUAUAUUUAACUUGUUGGCGCACCUUUGUUGAUAAAUAAGAGCACGUUUGCAAGAAAAAAAGUAAGCAAACAGUCAAAAAAGUUUAAUUUGGUCUACAGACA
Panicum virgatum (switchgrass) is the source of this 3834-nucleotide messenger RNA. RefSeq names its product putative D-cysteine desulfhydrase 2, mitochondrial. Bases 70 to 1089 code for a protein of 339 amino acids. NCBI's taxonomy places the organism in Eukaryota, Viridiplantae, Streptophyta, Magnoliopsida, Poales, Poaceae. The transcript has 6 exons. Gene Ontology annotation, molecular function: D-cysteine desulfhydrase activity. The record is from RefSeq and is a predicted model, not a curated record.